Amoebophrya sp. A25 is the source of this 727-nucleotide messenger RNA. NCBI's taxonomy places the organism in Eukaryota, Dinophyceae, Syndiniales, Amoebophryaceae. The record is from the annotation of a GenBank genome assembly.
CAACACGGCCCCCUCACACCAGUUGCAGUAUUGUACUGUCGGGACCCUUGCGUCUUCCAAUGACUCCGUGUCGGGAGACGCGAUGGGUGGAGGAUAGCGGGCUUCUCCGGCGGUGGAGAAGUGCGGCGAGAGCCGGUUCAGCAUGCAUCACGGUCCCUGGCGCGGGCCAGCAUGGUAGAUCGCGAACGAGGGUGGAUGGUCUGGCCAUGUGCCCGCGUGACAUUGUCCAGGGAUCGGCUCGGAGUGAGGUUCUCUUCCUCAACUGGGUCGUGAGGGCUCACCCUUCAUUAGCCCGACACAGCGUACUUAAGCAAAGCGGGCAGAGUCCAAAGACAGCUGCAGCUAAUUUGCGCUUGAGGUUCCUUGUAACAGACCACGUUAGGUGACUAGUCUCUGGUCUUUUGCUAUGGGUGAUCUUUUGUGGGCUAGGUCAGCGGGAACGCAGUCGUGCUCGCACAAUCCAGAGUUGGCCCUGGGUCUGUUUGUUCCUCCGUUAUCCAGCACCGCCGCUCGUUAGACGGCCGCAUAUUAUUGAUUGACUACGUUGCUGAGCUAUGCUCCUGAGUAUGGGGCUGGGUCACUGGUAGGAAUCGAUCCUAAGCCACUACAGCAGAGGUCUCAUUCUACUCAAAAUUUUCAUAUCAAACUUCCAGCCGUGAGGUCGCUGGUCUACUAGUAGAGGUCUCAUUCUACUCAGCAGCUCCCCUGACAUUUUGCUAUUUUCGUG